Leptopilina boulardi is the source of this 2462-nucleotide messenger RNA. RefSeq names its product protein yellow-like. The transcript has a single exon. Gene Ontology annotation, cellular component: extracellular region. Lineage: Eukaryota; Metazoa; Arthropoda; Insecta; Hymenoptera; Figitidae. The record is from RefSeq and is a predicted model, not a curated record. The coding region runs from base 1079 to 2434 and encodes 451 amino acids.
AACAAGUUUAAAUUUUCAUUUUUUGUUACAAUUUUUUAAUAAAAUAAAUUAAAUAAAAAUUAAAUUAAAUUAAGACUGUGAAAUAUUGAAAAUUUGUAAAAUUCCUUCUACUUUUACGAGAAACAAUUGAAAUUUUCUGCGUGUACAAAGUAAUUCUCAUUCUUGACUUGUGCGUAUGCGGAAAAAAAAAUAUUUUCUUGUAAUAGUAAAGGUAUUUAAAUUGUCGACAAUACGUGAUGGAAUUGAUACAUUAUAAGUACCAGUGGGAAUGAACUUUUAUAUAAAAAAUAUUUAACAGAAACGAAUGAAUUUUUAUUGAAACGAAAAAAUAAUUUAUUGAUUUAAAAAAUAAUUAUUUUUUUCAUUAGUUAAUUAUUUUUUGUGGAACAUAAAUGUAAAAUUCACAUAGUAAGAUGGUAUUUAGGAAAACCGGUUAGGCACAAAAUUCCAAGUACUCAAACCUACAAGGUUAGACUACAAUUUACUUUGAGGACCAAUUUUAAAAAACCCAAUUACAAAAUUAAUUUCUUCACUAAAAAAAAAUAAAACAAUUAUUCCUAAAUUGAAAUCAAAGAAUACAAAACUACAGAAUUAUUUUUAGCACUGCAUCCUUGUUGAAAAAUAACAAUAAAAAUUAAUUUCCCAUAAGUAAUACAUUCAUAAGAAAACCAAUUCUGAAAAGACAAGGUUAACGAUAAAAUUAUUUUACAUACAUCUUUUCGUUGAGAUCAUAAAAAUAAGAAUAUUUCGCAAGAAUAUGAUUUUUGGUGCAAAAAAUUAUUGGGAUAAAUACACAUUUCUAGGGUCAGGUUACAAUAUACAUAUGGACAUAUAUAUAUAUAUAUAUAUAUAUGAAAGUAUUUCCUCUCAUACAACCACUUUUCUGUAACAUAUCUUUAUGAAAGACCUGUAAUUUCUUUAGUCAUAUUGCGAACGCCUUACUUUAUACAUCUCGAUCACUAUAUUCUAUAUAUAUGUAUAUGAAUUUCAUUUAAGUUGAUUAAAAUUGUCUGUCAUGAAACUGUAAGGGACAAAAUUUUUCAAACAUCCGUAACAAAAAAGAAAACAGUUAUACAUAAUGACAAACACGCAAUUAAUUUUGGUGCAAAUAGUGUUUCUCGUGACAAUUACCUUGAUUCAGGGUCGUCAAAAUUAUCACGUCAUUUAUCAAUGGAAUGUUAUUGAACCCGAAUGGCCAAAUCUAGAAAUACGUGAAAAAUCAUUAAAUAAUGGAAGUUACAUACCAGAGAAUAAUAUAAUUACCGGCAUUAAAUUUUGGAGGGAUCAAAUCUAUUUAACUGUUCCACGAUUGAAACCUGGUGUUCCAUUAACAUUGACAAUAAUAUCAUCAAUUCCAGAACAAAAAUCCAUUAAAACUGAACAUGGUCUUCAAAAUUUAAAUAUCGUGAGUCCAAAAUUAAAACCAUUUCCAAAUUGGCAUAUGCAACGAUUAAAUGAUUGUGAAGCAUUUCAGUCAAUUCAAAAUAUGGAAAUUGAUCCAAUGGGUCGUAUGUGGCUUAUCGAUAAUGGAAGAAGGGAUAUUUUCACUGAAAACCCAAACAAUACAUGUCCACCGAGACUUGUGAUACUUGAUCUUAAUACUGAUGGUACAAUAUUAAAGAAAUAUAUUUUUCCAAAACAUACUGUGGAUUAUAAUUCAGUUUUUCUCAAUGAUAUUGUUCUUGAUCAUGAACACGGUGGAUUUGCCUAUAUUAUCGAUAGUGGAAGCAAAGAUCCGGGUUUAAUUGUUUAUUCAUUGGCGGCCAAUACCUCAUGGAAAAUUCGUCAUGAAACAAUGAAAAUUGAAGAUGAUGUGAAAACAAAAUUACAAAUUGGUAUUGCCUUAUCACCAUCUAGUAGAUAUGACAGAAUGGUUUAUUAUUCAUCAGUUUCAUCAUUUAAUAUCUUUUCAAUACCAACAUCAGUGCUAAAAAGCGGACUCACAAAUGUUAAUGAUUUUGUGAAACAAAUAAAUCGAAAAAAAUCAUCAUCAUCGGGAAUGAUUAUGACAUCAUCCGGUAGAUUGAUUUAUGGUUUAUUGGCAAAUAAUUCCGUUGCAUCGUUAAAUAUCAAAUUUUCAUCAAAUUUAGGACAAUUUAUUGUAUCCGAUAUUAAUUAUGAGGAAACAAUUUUGGCACACGAUGAUAAUAUUUUUCAAUGGCCAAAUAAUUUUGCUAUUGAUGAUGAUAAUUAUUUAUGGUGCGUUACAAAUAAUUGGAAAAAAUUUUCAACAAAUAAAAUUGAUUUCAAUUCGACGAAUUAUCGAUUGAUUAAAUUUUUAAUUAGGGGCAAAAAUUAUCAAUAUUUUGAUGAUGGUAGUGCUCCUAUUUUGCCACUUUCACAAUUUUUAACUUCAAGUAGAUCUUUGUAUGGAAUUCCAGUAUCAAUUUCAUUAAGUGACGAUACAUUUCCAAUUGUUGGUAGAAAUUUUUAAUAUGAAAAAUUAAUUUGUCUUUUUUUUC